This is a messenger RNA of Suillus subalutaceus, 1803 nucleotides long. RefSeq lists its product as uncharacterized. The transcript has 15 exons. NCBI's taxonomy places the organism in Eukaryota, Fungi, Basidiomycota, Agaricomycetes, Boletales, Suillaceae. The coding region runs from base 1 to 1803 and encodes 600 amino acids. The record is from RefSeq and is a predicted model, not a curated record.
AUGUGGGCCAUGAUCCUAAUGGAUCUCAGUAUCACCAUUGAUUUCAGCAAGUCUACAAUGAAUGUAGAGUCUGUUGAAGUACGAAUGGGCAAGUUACAUUCACCAAUUGAACGUGAAGCAGGAAACAGUUGGCGACGGACGUUUUCUCCACCCAUGGAGCUUUCUCAUGGUGAUACGUUUUACUUACAAAUGCGGUACACGAAAUGGUUUGGGAUGAAGACCAAGCAUAAAGACAUUAUUUUCAACCCUGAAUACAUAUUCUGUCAGGUUGAGCAGUCUGUCUCUUCCGGUAAAGGCCUUGAGCUCCAGCCUACCACUUCCGAAAUAUUUUGGAAGUGUCCUUGGUUGACACUCCCAAGGUUCCAAAUUCUGGUGAUAGGAAAGACUGGCGUCGGCAAGUCUUCACUGAUCAGCCAUGUAUUCAGAGUGGAAGAAAUGCUCAUUUCGCAUGUAAUGCCGGGAAAAGCUGACAUCGACACUGAGUUCAUCUCACGACAGAAUGAAAGAUUUGUUCUCCAUGAUAGCAAAGGAUUCGAGCCAGGAGAAGGGGGCAGCCUCAAAAUAGUCCAAGAUUUUAUCGACCGAAGGAACAUUGGACUGACUAAAAUAUACGGAAGGCUUUGUUUGCAGAUACCCCGUGCAGGCAGUCGUUUACUAGAGACAGGGACAGAGGAAUUUUUGAAAGAUGGCAAAACGCUAGGAAAUAUUCCCAUUGUGGUCGUUCUCACUAAAUAUGAUAUGCUCAUCGACGACAUGGAGCUAAAUCUGAACGGAACCUCUGUCGAUGGAUUGAGCAAUGAUGCCAUCAGGGAACUCACCAAGAACAAAGCAGAAGCUAAGCUGCAGGAUAUCUGCAUUGGACCUCUAAAGGAAUUUGCAAGGCGUGACAUUCCUUAUGCUAAGAUCUCUAGUUCGUGUAUGCCUCUGAAGUGUAAUACCGCAGCCCACAAAGACCAUAAGGAGACACUCACCCGCCUGAUUGAAAUAACUGAAAACUGUAUCAAUCAGCACUCUGCGCCCGAGGCCGCAGUGAUGACCUCCAUCGCUCAGCAAGUGCAUCCUGGACUCAAAAUAGAUGCAUCAAUUCACAUCAGGGUUGGCAAGAGAAGAUAUUGGAAGGCGCUUGCAUCAAGCACGACGUUCAAGAACCGCAAGACGUGGGAUUGCCUACAUGUGCUUCACACUGACAUCGUCAAUGUGUGGAACUUCUAUGACCCUCAUCUUUAUUUGCAAAGCCAAGAGUUCAGGGAAUUAAUGGUGAAAAUGGUCGAUAAGCUAGAAACUGGACCUACACCCAAUCCCACUAAGACCAUUACUAUUGGGCUAUCUAUGGUGGGCACUAUUGCGGGCAUCGUGUCCGCUCUGGCAGGACCUGUGGCCCCCAUCGUAGUACCAAUUGCAGCAAGUGCUGUACUCACUGUAUGGGUUCACAAUGUGUACCAGAUAUCGUACGCACCACCAGUUUUUCUGCUUCAGCGCUUCAUGUCCUACAUCGUCCACUUAACGCUUGUGUUGCAGACACUUUACCUUGUGUCAGAAAGCCAGGAACUCACUUGUAGAUCCAUCAAGCUUGCGGUCGCUUCCUACCUCGCCUCCCCAAUGAGCGGAGAAGUUCAUACCUGGAUUCAGGAGUAUGAUAGGCAAUUGACCAUCCUGGAACGCGUGGAUCGCGAUACCUUGGAUAAAAUCAUUGAGGUGAUACAACUUUAUAGCAUUGAUGCUGAACAAAUGUCCAGACUUCGGGAAAAUAUUCCCUCUGUGGGCUCGUUACCGGACGAACCAUGGGAAAUCGAGAUGUCGUAG